UUUGCAUGGCCAGGCACCUUGGCUGCAGUAGGGGCACGGGGGCCAUUGGGCCCUGCUCGUGUGGGAGCUCUGUUUGGCCAGCCCCUGGCAGAUCUGUGCAGCCAGGAUGGCAUGCUGCCUCAGCCCAUCCAGGACCUGCUGGCUCUGCUCAAGGAGCAUGGCUCAUCCACAGAGGGGAUCUUCUGGCUGGCAGUCAGCCAGCGCGCCUGCCGUGAGGUCAGGGACGCCCUGGACAGCAGGGUGCCGGUGCAGCUGGCAAACCAGCCUGUGCUGCUGCUGGCUGUCCUCUUGAAGGACCUCCUUCGGAAUAUCCCCUCCAAGCUCCUCAGUGUCCAGCUGUUUGAGGAGUGGAUGAAUGCUAUGGAGAAGACCUGCAGGCAGGAGAGGCUGGCAGCACUGAAAGAGAUGGCCAGCAAGUUACCGGGGGCCAACCUGCUCCUGCUCCGGCACUUGCUGUCGCUGCUUAGCAGCAUCAGCAGGAACGUGGCCACAACCAAGAUGACGGCUGGAAACCUGGCCAUCUGCCUGGCAACUAACCUCCUGAGCCCACCCCAGGAGGUGCCCCUGGAUGUCCUGGCUCUGGAGACAGGGAAGGUGACAAAGCUUGUUGAGUUCCUCAUCGACCACCAUGAGGAGCUCCUUGGAGAGCAGGUGGCCGGGUUGGCCAGCAAGGGAGACGAGGAGACACCAGCACCACAAGCAGAGCUGGAAACAGCAGAGGUGCCUCCCAUCGCUCCUGAGAGAGAGCAGCAGAGGAGCUUUUCUGGGGAGAAAAGGUUCCCUGGCUCUUCGCGGAACACCAGGAAGCAAAGAGCAACCUGGGAAGAGGGCAGCGACGGGCCACCAUCCCAGAAGAAGAGCAAAACUGAGCUCUCAGGGAUGGGCAACUGACGAAAUUCAAGCAGGGGAAGAACGAGUCACCCAGGUGUGUAGCAGAGCCUGUGUUCCAUCUUUUUGCCAAGCUCUGAGUAUAGGAAACAUUCCUGAGGUGCACAGGAUGGUCCUGCCUCGAGGAACAUGUAUGUUAGGAGGAACAUGCUACCCCAGCAUUGCCUGCCAACCUGUGGUUUUUGUAUGACAAAGUGAGGGAUGCUGCUGCUUGGGUUUUGGAAAGCACCAUAUCUCAGCUUCCCAGGCUCCCUGCCGAGUCCUGCUGCCUGGCAAGGGGGCACUGCACCUCUCUGUCAAUGUCCCAUGCUCUGAGGGUAUCACAUGUGUUGAGAAGGGACCAAAGCAACACUGUAGUUGCCAGAAAGGGGCCUCUCUCCUGUGCUAGCAAUGACCCUUUUUACAGCAUAGCUCUGAAAAACCCAGGAGCCAAGUCCUGCCUGCUCCUGCCCUCAUGGCUUCAUCAGCGCUUUCUGACUCUGCCCUUGUAGGU
This is a messenger RNA of Pezoporus flaviventris, 1381 nucleotides long. Its product is annotated as T-cell activation Rho GTPase-activating protein-like. Gene Ontology annotation, molecular function: GTPase activator activity. Gene Ontology annotation, biological process: signal transduction. The coding region runs from base 112 to 891 and encodes 259 amino acids. NCBI's taxonomy places the organism in Eukaryota, Metazoa, Chordata, Aves, Psittaciformes, Psittacidae. The transcript has 7 exons. The record is from RefSeq and is a predicted model, not a curated record.